Messenger RNA from Branchiostoma belcheri (Belcher's lancelet), 1855 nucleotides. RefSeq lists its product as uncharacterized. Bases 331 to 1254 code for a protein of 307 amino acids. NCBI's taxonomy places the organism in Eukaryota, Metazoa, Chordata, Leptocardii, Amphioxiformes, Branchiostomatidae. The transcript is spliced from 2 exons. The record is from RefSeq and is a predicted model, not a curated record.
AUUGUUACCCGUCACGGCUGGAGUAUUGUUCUCCCAACCAGUCAUCAAGACACGAUUACAGGCGGCUGUUCUUAUGCACGAGUUGUCACUGGGUAUAAUUGAUCCGGCGGGGACAAGCCGGUAUAGCCUGGGGACAGAUAUCCAUGUGAACCGAGUCACAACUCUUCUGCCUACAACACAACAUUGUACACAGAGAAGACACACAGGGAAGCUGGCUGUCUGCGGUAGUUGCUAUCUCAGUAGCGCGUUCUAUGUCCUUCUCAACCCGAAGGUUCGAAGACUCAAUGUCCGUUCGUUGUUAGGAGUUGGAUUUUUUCCUGAGUUGAAGCGAUGUCGGCCGCUCCACCUGUUUCAAACGAUGGACAAGGUGGUCUGGUUGAGUUGUCCAGCGGGCACAGCAUGUCUCUCCAGACUGCCCGUAUGAUGAACGUGUCUCUGCAGCGCCGCCUACACGACAAGGUGCAUCGGAUCGAACUGCAGCACCAAAAGACACGCCUCGCCCGUAACAUACAGACACGCGAUCUCAAGGACCUUCUUAACGCGAUCAAGUCCCAGCCUCUGGAGUAUCUUGAACCUCAAAACAACCCUCGUGCAAAACAAGGGAAGGGCGAAAACGGUUCUCAGCGUGUUUCAGCGCAAAACUCGGGUCAGAGACCUCAGAUUCCGAGACUGCUACAAACUGCAGAUCAGUCAAACCCCACCGAACUUAAACCUCCAGAUAAAACGUUACCCAUUCGCUGGCGUAACGUAGCAGAAAGGACCCCGCGGCUUGUAGCCAAUGGUAUGUCCCUAAGUUCAAUGGAGCCCACCAAAAACCCAGAAAAAAGCAUAGCCGAUAAACCGACUGUGUCGCAACCGCUGUUACCUGGGCUGUUUCCAGGACGACCUACAAACAAUAGCCAACGACUCUCUCCUACGAGAUCAGCAAACGAGCCCGUUCGAUCUGCAUCUGUUUCGAACAUGUACAUCAAAACGCCGUCACCGGGGGGCACUUCUCAACCUGUGCCGACUCUGAGCUUCAUACAGCUGGCCUCACAAAUGAAGGCCUUCAGCCUCCCAAACCUGCGGAGAAAACAACCCGUCAACAACAACGACAAGCCGUCCCAGAUUGCCAUGGCAACCAAACUGACCAGGAAGCAGAGGUGUGCGUCCUAUUCGAUAGGGAUGGAGGGGGAGGGGCCAGCAAGCCCCGCCCCUCUGCGCCUACCCUCCUUAGCCAAUGACACAAAGUGGAGCCUCUCCUUGCGUCGAUGAUUGACACAUAUUAAAACUAUUGAAUGCUAAUAUUGCCAUGAAGCUUAAUAAGCCUACUAAGGAGGCUCUAAGUGUCAAGCUUUUUUGAGGCUUUUAAGGUAAACUACAAAGGACAUAUCUGCUCUUUGUAAGGACUUAGAAACACUAACAAGAAACUGGGUAUGUUGCAUUAAAAUGACGUUUUUAAGCCCCAAAAUAGUAGCCUGGAGUCCAGCCUUGUUAACUUUGGUCCCCUUCCCUUGCCACAAUAUCUCCGAUAAAAGGAAACUAACUUGAAGCUAAUAUUGUUUUUCAUAUGUAAAACAAGGAUAUGAUGCAACUCAAAACUGCAUGUUAGCAUAUCAUGGUUUGAAUGAUGUAUACGGGCAAUAGUGCUUUUAUAAUGAUUUGGGUUUGAAAGUGCUUCUAACCUAACAUUUAUAUACAUGUUCGAAUGGUAACAUGAAAGACUUGUGUUAACAUUAACCUUUGUGCAAUGUGGACUUAAACAAUUAUCAAAUUACAGUACAGGUCUUGAUUAACUUCCCUUCCCAUUAAUUUCUUGUGCAAAUCAUGUUUGGUUUGCUAUCAAAAGCAGAGUAAAAGCUGACUAACACACAGU